UUAAACUGUCUCAUGAACACGGAAGAUGACAAGUGAUCUUACAAAAUUGUACUUGUAUUCAAUAUUUACUUCAAUUUAUUUUCCAGUUUGCUUCUCAAUGGUUCCUAUACCUGUCACUCGAUAUCUGUUAUCCAAUUCUGGAUGGUUGGUGUGAGAUCGGGUGGUGGGGGCGAUGACUAACACAUGACCCACCGAGCUCUCUCUUCUUUACCCCCCUCCCCCCGAUCAGGAGAGAGAGGUGUGGGAGAGGCGGUCUACCCGGGGGUGCACUUGCAGUCCAAAGGUGUCCCCAGCAUCGACUCCUUCGUGCAGUGGAUGAAGCCAGUCCCCACACUCUCCACCAUCACUGUCUGCUUGCACCUCCACCUCUUCCACUGGCGCUCCCACCAGAUGCCUCUUCUGAGUUACUCUGUGCCAGAGUUCCCCGACGAGCUGCUAAUAUAUGUGGACUGGAACAUGGCAGCCGUGAUUGUUGUUUGUUGCCAUGGCAACGGUCGAGUUGAAAAAGACGGGGUCUUCACCUUGCCCAUGCUUCGCACCUGGGUUCAUGUAUGCCUCGCCAUGGACCUCCAGGCCGGCCGUUACUCCCUUACCCUAGACUCUCGGUUCUACUCGGGCAAUAUCACUCAACUCUCGGGCAGAGAAAUGAGAAUGCAGGGCGGUGGAAUACUUAUCCUCGGCCAGAAACAAGAUGUCUAUGGAAAAUCAAUCAACCUGGAACAUACCCUGGAAGCACACAUUGCUACUCUGCUGAUAUUCCCAGAAUAUUUAAGGGAAAAACUCAUACGAGAGUUCGUUUCGUGUGAUGUGAUGACAUUCGACUCGGCCAUAGUUUCUUUCUCCUCGCUGACAACAGAUUGGAAAGCUUCAGGAGAUGUAAGACUAGUUAAUUUUACAAAGGCUAAUAUUUGUGGCCCGGCCCCAAAAAUUCACACUAUGUUCCCUGAACACAGAACUUUUCUUGAAGCACAGAUGUUGUGCUCCAUGUUGAAGGGCACCCUGGCUGUCCCUGAAAGUGAGCUGGAGAACACGGAGAUCGUUACUGCAUCCAAAAGUAGUCUAGAGAAGUGUGCCAUUAGCCAGGGAGUGUACCUGUGGCUGGGGAUAGGUGUCAGCCACGAGAGCAACUCAGAGGACUACAUAUACCUGGAGACGAACGCGACCCUACACUACACAAACUUCCGACAGGGCUACGACAGAUAUGCGAACUCCUCCAGAUGCGUCUUUCUCGACUCCUUAAAUGUGGGUCAGUGGGUAGUGAACCCGUGCUCCGUCAAGACCUGCGCCGUCUGCACCUUCAGAAACGUCACUUUACUCACGCUUCGUGGACUCUGUCAGGACUCCGUGUUCGACCAUAUCUAUAUCAUCAACGGAGAACGUAACGACAAGCCACUGUUUGACGGCACCAGUCACACGUACAUCUACUGGAACAACGUCACAUGGAUGAUGAGAGACAUGAUGAACCAGCGGGUAUAUGCUACCAUGGAGACCACAAAAAUAAUGCAGUACCCGCUAGGUGUCCACAAGUGGAGUAUUAUAGGGGACACGUGUUCAACAUCCCACCAGCAUCAGCUGCUGCUGACAGCCUGCCAGGUUAACCAGUACACCUGUGAUGACGGCACCUGCGUUCCCAAAGAGGCGAGGUGUGACCUGGAAGCCAACUGUCCGGACCAGAGUGACGAGAGAGACUGCAAGAUUGUUGAGAUCCCCAAGGACUACAUCAAGGCGGCUCCUCCAGCACGGAGAGGAACUGAACCUGUCCGUAUCAAGAUAAACGUAACGAUAUUAUCCAUACAGCCAAUCGAUACGGUGAACAUGAAGCUAACCAUUGACCUGAGUGUUGAUCUCGUGUGGCAGGACCCGAGGCUCAGCAUGAAGAGCAUCAACUCUGCAGAGACCCGCAAUGUCAUUCAGGAGGGGGACAAAAUCUGGAAGCCAGAGCUCCUCUUCCAAGACGUCACAGGCACCGAGGCAUGCAUCACCAGUCACUGGCAAAUAUUUGUGGCUGUCAAGGAGUCCGAGCCUAAUCCUGACAACAAAUCCAUGGUGACGGAAGACGAUGUGUACCCCGGGGAGACAAACUCACUCAAGCUGACGAAGACGUACACGGUGAAGGUGUCUUGCCAGAUGAAGUUCGAGAAUUACCCUUUCGAUACCCAGCGGUGUAGUUUCAUAAUAAGUCUGCCGAGGUUCACUCAAGACCUGGUGGCUUUCACUUCUUCUGAUAAUACGGUUGGAUACCGUGGCUUCAAGAAUCUGAAGGAAUACGAGAUGAGGUGUGUAGAGAUGAUCGAGUCGAACUGGAAUAAUCACAGUGGCCGGGAGAUAAAAAUUCGUUUGGAGAACCUCUCCGGAUUUUAUGUGAGUAGCACCUAUAUUCCAACUUUUCUCAUGGUCCUCAUUUGUUACUCAACAUUUUAUUUUGACCUGGACGACUUCACCAAUCGUAUUAUGGUGUCUCUGACUGCUCUGCUGGUGCUAGCGACACUCUUCUCCCAGAUCACACAGACCACGCCUAAGACCUCUUAUCUGAAACUCCUCGACGUGUGGUUCGUGGCGUCCAUCCUUGUCAACUUCUCCAUCGUCAUCAUGUUGGUCAUCAUCAACCACCAGAGGAUGCGCGAGAGCAACAUUAUGGUAGCUCCUUUCUCCAAGAAGAAAGCGAUGUACUCGACACCAGAACGCAGUCGUAAAAUUAACUCCUUCUCCCAGGUGGCAAUACCAAUUGUUCUCUUCAUUCUCAUCACCACCUACGUUGGCGUCUCUGUUCAAAGGAACUGGAGAUAAUCAGUAACUAAUAGAGCAUUCUGCGUUUAACGUCAGUGUUCUUAUCUUUUGUUUACAAACAGUUUUGCUUGUACUUGAGCCGUGUGAAAUUUGCAAGCUGGCAUCACGUUCUUUUUUUUCAUUAAUAAGAAACCACGAAAGAAUUUUUAACUGACAAGAUAAAACGUGAAAUAUUUAUUUUGGGUGGUAUUAAGUAUUAUUUGUAUUUUAUUGAGCUAUAAUAUAUCUUAAAAUGUGAAUUGCAGUUGAUAAAAAAGAUUCACUGCUUCCCUAAACAUUGUUAACUACGAUGGUGACAGGCUUAGUGUAUGUUAAAUAUUAAAUAAGCAGUUGUUUUGUGAAAAUCACCAUAAAGUGCUCAGCACAACUCUGUCAAAAACUUAACAGCACAUCACUCAUCACAUUUCCCCCUAACAUUGUGUCUUCUGUGUGUACCAUCUACUGUGGCAUCAGUCUACAUGUAGUCUACUUCUCUCUACUGACACGCUGGUUUUUACCGACUAAGUACAUGACAGCUCGGUUCUCUCUCUAGCCUUCCUUUCUGGGGAGAUGAGUUGAUGCUGGGGGAUGAUCAUUCGAGCAUAGGAAACUGAGCUACUCUCCCCUUCCUUUCAUUAAACCUGAGUACCUCCCAUUCACAAUAUGGCGGUGAGAAAGACACGACUUUUCGUCCAGGACUUGACUCCAUUAAAUAUCUACUUGAUAAAAUCCAGUCUUGGACUGAACGUGGCUUAUCCUCACAUGGUGUUUGACCAUUAUGGGUCAAGUUAGAGAUAUUAGGUACCUCGCCUUCCUUCUUAUUGAGGUUGUUAGGUAUGUCACCAGGCACCUCACACCUACACCACCUUCAGUGCAUCACCUACCUCUUCCUGUUCUGACCCUGUUCUCCCUCCCUAUCUCCUUCCUCCCUCCUCCCUCUCCCUCCCUAUCUCCAUCCUCCCUCCCUCCUCUCUCCCCUUCUUCUCUCCUCCAUCCCCCUCCCUCUCUCCCUCUCAUCUCACAUCUGACCCUUUCAGGCUUAGCGCUUUUAUUAAUUGUUAUUAAUAUAGUUCAUAUCUCUCUCUCUCUCUCUCUCUCUCUCUCUCUCUCUC
Molecule: messenger RNA, 3878 nt
Organism: Cherax quadricarinatus
Lineage: Eukaryota; Metazoa; Arthropoda; Malacostraca; Decapoda; Parastacidae
Biological process (GO): regulation of membrane potential; monoatomic ion transmembrane transport; nervous system process
Cellular component (GO): plasma membrane; neuron projection; synapse
Molecular function (GO): extracellular ligand-gated monoatomic ion channel activity; transmembrane signaling receptor activity; neurotransmitter receptor activity
Source: RefSeq, a predicted model, not a curated record